GAGGAAACCUGCACCCCUCCAGCUGAAUGGGUUCUCUUCACAGGAGUCUUUAGCUGUAGAUGAAGGGAAAGGCUCACUUUACUCAGAAGAACAACUCGUCUUGUAUUCUUUUUUUUUUCUCAACUUGUUUGAGAUUUGAUUGUUUUUGGAUAAGUAAGAAUAAAACGUACUAAACCAUCAUGGGGUGAAUCUGACAUGUGAUGAUGAGGACGUUAUUCUGGUGAUGAAGGAGCGUCGUCAGAAAACUCAGUACAGAUUUCACCAUGGUGAAGGAGUCCUUGCCCAGCUGGAUCCAUCAGGACUCUGAAGAGGGUCUUGUCCAUGUGAAUGUCGGUGGUCUGAAGAGGAGCCUCUGCUCCAGCACACUGAAGAAAUUCCCAGACACCAGGUUGGGAAAAUUACUGGCGUGUGAUUCAGAGGAAGACAUACUGCAGGUGUGUGAUGACUAUGACGUACAGGAGAAAGAGUUUUACUUUGACAGAAAUCCAGGUCUGUUCCCUUAUGUCCUCCACUUUUAUCAGACUGGCAAACUUCAUGUGAUGGAGGAACUCUGUGUGUUCUCCUUCAGUCAAGAGAUAGAGUAUUGGGGCAUCAAUGAGUUCUUCCUGGACACCUGCUGUAGUUAUCGUUACCAUGACCGCAAGCUGGAGAGAGGUCAACACCGCAGUUGGGAUGAUGAGAGUGACGUCAGCAGUGUCGACACGUCUGUGGACGAGAUUUCUGAUUUAAACAAAGACAUGCAGCAUUUCCAGGAGGUUCGCUACGGGAACAUCAAGAAAUGUUUGUGGCUUACACUGGAGAACCCGGGAUACUCCAUCCCGAGUAAGCUCUUCAGUCUGCUCUCCAUCGGAGUGGUGCUCACAUCUAUUGCCACUAUGUGCAUUAACAGCAUCCCAGAGUAUCAGACUUUUGACUCAGAUGGAAAGCUGAUCGAAGAUAAAACUACCCAGGCUCUUGAGGUGUUCUGUACCUGCUGGUUCACCUUUGAGGUUGUGACGCGGCUGCUGCUCGCUCCAAACAGGAAGAAGUUCUUCCAUCACCCACUCAACAUUAUCGACCUGGUGUCAGUAGUUCCCAUCUACAUCACCCUGAUCUUUGACUUGACCGUGGGAUCUGAGUCUGAACUGGGAGACCUGGGGCGACUAAUACAGGUGUUCAGGUUAAUGAGGAUCUUUAGAGUAUUGAAGUUGGCCCGACACUCCACAGGUCUGCGCUCUCUGGGAGCAACACUUCGGCACAGUUACCGUGAAGUGGGAAUACUGCUACUAUACCUGGGUGUCGGCGUGUCCGUCUUUUCUGGGAUUGCUUACACCGCUGAAUGUGAAGAGGAUGUAGGCUUGGACACAAUCCCGGCCUGCUGGUGGUGGGGAACUGUCAGCAUGACCACGGUGGGUUACGGAGACGUAGUGCCUGUCACAGUCGCCGGAAAGCUAGCAGCCAGUGGAUGCAUCCUGGGUGGCACUCUGGUGGUGGCUCUGCCCAUCACUAUCAUCUUCAACAAGUUCUCCCAUUUUUACCGCCGGCAGAAAGCUUUGGAGGCGUCGGUGAGGAACAACAACAACCGCAAGAAGAUCAAAGUGAGCUGCGAGAAUGAGCUGGAAGAGGAUGCGGAAUCGGAUGGGGACAAUCGCUACCUGGACGAUGAUGAUAUUGAUGACAUUGAGGAAGAUGACAUUGAUUUUGAGGAUGAAGGAGGGGUGAUAAACUACAGCUAUGUGGAGCAUCUGUCUUACCCAUCGACAUUGAGAAAGCAGGAGCUGUAUCAGCUGUAAGGUCUGAAACUUUAUGCCAAGUAAUGUCAACUUAAACGUAAUGGACUUGAUACACCAUGGGAACAUUAACUGACCCUGCUUUGCUUAGAUUGAGGUUUUAGGAUCAAUAAGGUGAUGGAGACAGGUUGUAAGAGGGGAUCACACAAGCUUUUUGGGUCUUCCAUGAAUUAUUGUACUUUUCUGCCACUGAAUGUGCAUGUGGGCUGUUUCAGGACUGAACUUUUGUUCAUUGGAUUUGUAGCUCUGCUUGUGGAAAAUUGAAAAAAAAGAAAAACAACAAAACAAAAAAAACAAACAAAGGACAAUGGCACACAAUAUCAACGUCAAUGCCUACACAGAACUGAAUGUAUGAGAAAAAGCAUGCUGACCUGUAAUGUAAAUAAAAAAUACCAUAGAAAUCUUUUUUGCUCUUGGCUCUAAAGCUACAGCUAGUAGUCGUUAGAUUUGUUAAAGUUAAACCAGCUAACCUCGCCUCAGAGAGAAAUUACAGAGCAGAAAAUCCAAAUAAAGAUAGAUAUACAUUAAGAAAACUAAAAAAUACUGAAUGCAUGAAGAUUCAACAUUUUCAAUUAUAUGCUUUGCACAAAAGCAAGCACAGUUGUUUGAUUAUUUUUUUGCUGUUGCAAACCUUCUAGACUUUAAAUCUUUUACUGCUGUGAAAGCUGUUUAUUCAGUUUAAAUGGUGCCACGUUUGUAAGGAAAACACAUUGCCUUGAGCAGCAGAGCUGAGAAUGUGGGUUGUUCCCAUAAAAAAAAAAUUGGCAAAUCGUUUGUGCUACCAACUCUUAUUUUGUACGACUUACUACUUUAAAUGAAGAAACAAGACAAUUGGCUAUUUGACAAUUUAUUUACUUAAAGGGGGAGUAAUGUGUAUUUUCUAAGUACAUUCUGCCAUUUUAUAGCACAAUUAAGUAACUACGUUACCGUCAGGUGUUAUAAAAAUGCUGUGUAUAUCAAAUAAUGUGAAAGAAAUUUGACUCUGCAGUUUGAUGCCUUGAAAUUGUCCUCUCUGUAAGAAACUCAUGCUGCAGAUUUAAGGAUUUCUCAAACAUGUUGCAUGAAAGAAUUAAAUCAACACUCCCGGUAAGAUUUUUUUUUUAAAAAAAGAAGGAAUAACAUUAUUACAUAAUUUUAAGCUAAAAAAAAUUAUCUUACAGAAUAUCCUCCUUCAAACAGGGGCCACUACAGGGCGGGUUGGUAACACGCUGAUCUGGAAAAGGGGUUUUGGCUUUGGGACACACUCAACGUUUCUUAUGGGCACAACCUCCAUGACACACAAUAGACUUUCGUUACACUUGUGACAAAAUUUAAGACGAAAUGGACAGGAAAACCAUCAAAUGCAAUCUUUUUUUCAAAAUGAUUCAGCUAAUCUCUUUGUGUGAAAACUCUGCAUUAAAAGGAUUUGACUCUUAUUAGGUACUUAAUCCACCUGCAGGACACCCUAAAUUUACUGCCAGUGCUACACAGACACCACUAAAACAACUUGUGAACGUAAAAGAUCACCCAAAAUCAGCACUGAUAACAUAUUCUUCAAGUUUGCAUGUUAAAAACAAAUAUUGUUGAACUAUGUUAUUGUUGCAUUUUUAUUUUAAUUUAUGGUGUAUAGUUUUACAUUUCUAAUGCCAUACUUCUGUGUAUUCUGUGCUAUGUAAUUAAUAUAUUUCCUGUAUGUAAUUUUAGGAGGUCAUUUUGAAGAGUUUGCGGCAUGUUUUUAUUAAACUACCUCUUGCAUUAUACACAGCAGCUCUCUUUUCACCUCUGCAGAAAAUCCUUGUAGCAGAGCAGUGUGUUUUGGGAAUAGGGUUAUGGAGUGGUAAUGCUCUACUCCUGAAUGUGCUCUCUCUUCCUUAUGCCAACACUCCCUUUUACCCGAUGGCAGCUGCUCACCGAUAAGCCUGGAAGAAGGUUGUCGUCUUCAUUUUAAUAAAGUUUUCAUGAUUUGCUC
Xiphophorus couchianus (Monterrey platyfish) is the source of this 3717-nucleotide messenger RNA. RefSeq names its product potassium voltage-gated channel subfamily S member 2. The transcript has 10 exons. Gene Ontology annotation, cellular component: membrane; voltage-gated potassium channel complex. The record is from RefSeq and is a predicted model, not a curated record. Gene Ontology annotation, molecular function: delayed rectifier potassium channel activity; protein binding. Gene Ontology annotation, biological process: action potential; potassium ion transmembrane transport; protein homooligomerization. Lineage: Eukaryota; Metazoa; Chordata; Actinopteri; Cyprinodontiformes; Poeciliidae. The coding region runs from base 264 to 1772 and encodes 502 amino acids.